Meloidogyne enterolobii is the source of this 1644-nucleotide messenger RNA. The record is from the annotation of a GenBank genome assembly. NCBI's taxonomy places the organism in Eukaryota, Metazoa, Nematoda, Chromadorea, Rhabditida, Meloidogynidae.
AUGGUUUCUAAUUUGUUUCCGCUAAAUUUCUUAGUUUUAGGGCAUAACUUUAUUUGGCUAUUUAAAUUUAGUAUUUGUUAUUGGACAAUUAACGAAACUUUAAAUUAUUCAAAUUUACCCAAAAUCUUUACCCAAAAAUCUCGCCAAUAUUCGGAUAUUAAUUCUUUAAAAGAAAAUUUAAAUUUGCCAGUUCCAAAAUUAAUUGAAGAAGAAGAAACAUCAACAACAAAAAUCCCAACAAUUUCUCCAGAAGAAGAAGAAUUUCAAAAAAUAAUUGAAAAAGAAAUUGAAGAAUUAGAAAUAAAUAAUAAAUUAAAAGAAAAACAAAAACAGCCGGCAAUUGUUGCUUCUGCUGUUGUAACUAUAGAAGAAACAACAAUAAUUCCCGAAAAUAAUGAUAAUGAAGAUGGUUUGGGUGAUGGUGGGGAGGAUGUUGAGGAAUUUACUGAAGAUGAACAACAAAUUCCUUUUAUUGGAGGUGAUAUAAAUAAUUAUGUUACUUUACUCCCAACACAAAAUUUUCCUUCUCAAGAAAUUUCUUCCAAUUCUUUAUUGGAUGGAGGGGGAAAUGUUGCUGCUGGUGAUUGUUCUUCCCCUUCUUCUAAUUGUCAAUCAGAGUCAACAGAAGGUUGUGGUGGAGAAAAUGGUGGUUGUGUAAUUGAUAAUAAUAAUGUUAAUAUUUUACCUUCUCCAACAAAUAAAUUUAAUGAAAAAUUAAUUUGUGGAUCGUGUUCUUGUAGUAUUUGUCAAUGUUCUAGUUUCCCUGACCCGUGUAACGGUCCAAAUUGUGGAAUUUGCCCUUCUACUUGUAAUUGCCCGGAAGAAUGUGGAUGUACUAACACAAUAAUUAAUAAUAACCAAAAUUAUCAGCAACAAUAUAAUCAAUGGUUUAAAGAAUAUGGACAACAACAAUAUGGGCAAUAUAACCAAUAUUACCAGAAUGGGGGAGGAGGGGGGAGUGUUGGGGGAGCUUUUACAACAUUACAGUGUUUUAGUGGUGAUCAAUUAGUAAAUACUCCAAAAGGAGAAAAAAGAAUGGAUGAAUUGAAAAUUGGAGAUUUAGUUUUAUCUGUUGAUGAAUCUUUGGUAGCUUAUUCUCCAAUUUUAAUGUUUUUACAUCGUUUGCCAAAUGAAAAAGCAAAAUUCAAAAUAAUAACAACUUUAGAAGGGCAACAAUUAAAACUUACAGAAUUUCAUUUAGUUUGGGCUGGUUGUAGUAAUUUAAGAUUAAUUAGAGCAAAAGAUUUAAAUAAUGGGGAAUGUUUAUAUACUGUUAAAAAUAAAAGAAAUAUUACUUCUUUAAUUCAAUUAAAAGAAAUGAUGAGAUUAUCAAGUACUAAAAUUAUAAAAAUAAAUGAAAUUGAAGAGAAUGGAAUUUAUGCUCCUUUAACUUCAAAUGGAAAUAUUUUAGUUAAUGGUUUAUUAGCUAGUUGUCAUUCUAAUAUUGCUGCCCAAACACUUCAACAAACUUUUUUCCGUUGUUGGCAUUUCCUCCAUCAAUUAUUGUUUGAUGGAGGGAAUUAUAAAAGUAAUUUAGAAAAUGAAAUUGAAGAAUUUUUAGAAGAAAAAGAACUUCCAUUUGGAAUUAGAUUUCUUACUUCUAUUUUAGAUAUAUUAUUACCAAAAACAUUAAUACCUACAUAA